Molecule: messenger RNA, 4558 nt
Organism: Chelonoidis abingdonii (Abingdon island giant tortoise)
Lineage: Eukaryota; Metazoa; Chordata; Testudines; Testudinidae
Source: RefSeq, a predicted model, not a curated record
CUCCAGCCCCUCUAUGCUGGCUUAAGGCCGGACUGUGGGGUUAAUGGCGUGGAGGGGGCUGCCCUCAUGCCUCCUCCAUUCUUGCAACAUCAAGAGGAAGGUCAGGCUCCCCGCACAAGGGUACGAACGCUGACGUCAAAGGAAGCAGCUGGUGAUUCACUGGCUCUUCUGAGCCUUUGCCUCGCUGGCUGUAACUCAUCUGGGAAAUGUCAUCCCAUCCUUGAGUGUUAUCGUUUCGCUGUCAGUUUGCCCACCCUGAUGGGAGAUAAUCCAACAUCUGAAGGAGAUAUUGGCCCGGCGAAUACAGGCUUUUUGAAAACCUCAGUGUAGGGGGACUUCCCCUUGCCUCGGAUGACUGCAUCUGCACUGCACUGUAGAGCAGUGCCUCUGGGGAGACCUGGGCUCUGUCCCCUGCCCUGCCGGGUAACCUGGUACAUUCAGAGAUUCCCAGGCCAGAAGGGACCACUGGGAUCAACUAGUCAGGCCUCCAGUGUAACACAGGCUGGAGACCCUCCCCAAAAUCAUUCCUAGAGCAAAUCUCUAUGGUCAGAAAUGGAGAAUCCACCACGUCCCUUGGCAAACUGUUUCCCUGGUUAAUCAACCUCAGUGAUUCAUCUCCCAGCAAUUGGAUUAUUGAGCAUGUCCCCCUGUGUGCCUCACUUUCCCCCUCUGCAAAAUGGGAUGAUGGUACUGACCACAUCUUUUUGAGCUCUAUGGAUGAAAGGGCACAUAAAAGCCAAGUGCUGCUGUUCAUUAAUCUUGCUUCAGUUAGUACAUGUCCUGUAGGGUUCGAAUACUGCACUGUGCCCUGGGGAGUGGGUGAGCCGAGAGCCAGACAGCCUUCUCUGUCUCGAGGGGCAGACUGUGUCCUCCUCUCUCCCCAAUGUGCUGGGAGAACGCUCGUUGCUCUGCCGGGCGAAGCACAUGCUCAGAGGUUCCAGCAGCUAGCCAGCAUGGGCCCAGGCUCCUGGAGCAGGGGUGGGGGAGAGCGCUGUCCCUAACACUCGCUGUGUAAGGAAGCUGUAUUAGGUGGCUUUGUAGAUUCCUGUCUUCCAUCCUGACCAGCUUCAGAUGGGGGCAUGCUGACACCCCCAGGGCCAGGUUUGGUCAGUGAUGCGCCUAAGGGAUGGAGGGAGCAAUGGGUUCCCCUUCCCCAAAGCCAAUGGUUCUGUUCACUCUGACGAGGCUCCGGGGGUGGCUGAGUUCAGAAGACCACUCAAGGCACCUGGGGAGGGGGGGCGAGGGGCUUCUGAGGGUGCAGGGAUGUACAUAAUGGGGCAGCCCUGUGCUCAGAGAUGGCUGCGUAGCCCCAUGACAUAGUUCCAACCUACCUUCCCCCAUCCUCGCUCUCACAGGUGGGACUGCUGCCUAUACAGCCCCCCAGCAGCAUCUUUCCUCAGCCAGGUCUGCUCCUGCUAAGGCUCCAGGGGCUGGAUCCUUUCAGGCCCAGCAUCCAGACUGAAACCCCAGAGGCUAUCCUCCCAGAACAGCCCUCAUCAUGGGAUAUGCCCCUUGUAAGGGGUGCACGCGGCUGGUCCGGGGAUGAGCAGCACACAGGGGCUCUAUUUUCCUAAUGCUCUGCCCAAGGGUAGUGACUCCACUGGCUGCUUGAGGCUGCAUCUCUAUCCCCACCCCCCUUUUUAAAGAUCAUGUUUUCUAAGUUAAAGGACACGUCCACUAGCCCUGCCUGUUACAACUAGGUCUUUGUUUGCAAAUCCAUGCAACUCGUUCCUUAAAGUGCUGGUGCUCCAUUCAGUUACCCUAGCCUGGCACUCCCAAGCCCCUCUACAAUAGCCAGCCAGUGCCUGUGAGCAACUCUCCAAAUGGGAACCCUGUCCUAGGUGAAGGCAGCUUCCAUUGCCGACCCCGUGAGCCAUCCUGUGCCUUCCCUGUGACCUGCUGCACUGAUCCAGGGCAAUGGACAGCAGUCUCUGGGGCCUGGCUGUCCAAUCAUGGGGGUAGGGAGGGCAGAACCCCUGCCUGGGGUGAACGGCAGCAUCUAAGCCGUGGUGACUAUGUCUAACUAUCACUGCACUGUUUGAUCCCUCCAUAGGAGAUGGCCGCUCUCAGCGUGUGCUGGACACCUGCAUUCGGGUGGUGCUAGGCUAUGGGCCUGGGAAUCAGUGUUAUGGUUCAGCAAGAACUCCAAACGCUGGCCUGCUGGCAGCCUUUGCUUUGGGACUAGGUCUGGCUAACUGUGCUCACAUGUCGCUCUGGAGAGAGAGCGUCUGGUUGGCUGCAGAGGGUUAAUGUAGCCAAGGGAGGAUAGGCUUGUUCCCUUAAUCAGCUUUGCCUCUGUAACGCUGCCCACAUGACAGAUGCAUGAGAAGAGUUUGGCCUUGGCCCCCAGCCGGCCUGGGUAAGUGAUGUCUUUUCUUAUCUCUCUGCUGACUAACCAGCAUCCUUCAGCUGGAGUAUUUAAGGCUGCGAGUGGGGAGAGUUGCAGCAGAGAAACGCUAGUCCAGCGGAGGCAGCCCCGGAGUCUCUGAUACUGGAAGCCUGAACUGAGACCAGAAAAGAAAAAUGCUGCCAGCAACUUUCAAACUGUGCGCCGGGAUCUCCUACAGGCAUCUGCGCAACAUGACCGGCUUGAGAAGGCAGGCGGUUGUUGCCAUCAGCCAGGAACUGAAUAAACUCGCCUUUGCUGGCCCUGGUCCCAGUAAAUGGAUCAACCAAGUUCGCAGGAGGAGCUCCUUACUCAGCUCCAGGUUGGAGGAGAAGCCCUUCAGUGAAGUGGAGAUGUCCUACAUUAAACAGGGAGAGGAAGCCCUUCAGAAAUCGCUCAGCAUCCUCGGGGACCAGGAUGGCUGGAAAACUGAGACCGUAGCGGGGAAUGGAGACAAAGUGCUGAGCAAGAUGCUCCCAGACGUUGGGAAGGUAUUCCGGCUAGAAGUGGUUGUGGACCAGCCCUUGAACUCUGUGUAUGAUGAGCUGGUGGAAAGAAUGGAGCAGAUGGGAGAUUGGAAUCCAACCAUCAAGGAAAUCAAGAUUCUCCAGAAGAUUGGGAAAGACACUGUGAUCACUCAUGAGACUGCUGCGGCCACGCCUGGCAAUGUGGUGGGACCACGGGACUUUGUCAGCGUGCGGUGUUCUAGAAGACGGGGCUCUACGUGUGUCCUGGCAGGGAUGGCCACAAGCUACGGCGCGAUGCCAGAACAGAAGGGAUUUAUAAGAGCUGAGAAUGGUCCUACCUGUAUGGUUCUCCGGCCACGGGCUGAAAAUCCUUCACAGACCAAGUUAACCUGGCUACUCAGCAUUGACCUAAAGGGCUGGCUGCCUAAGACAAUAAUCAACCAAGUACUCUCCCAGACCCAGGUAGACUUUGCCAACCACCUCCGCAAGCGCUUGGCUACCACCACCACUCCAGUUGCUGUCAGCUGCUGAAGCAGUUGCUGUUGCACCCUAAAGAACUAUUAACCUUCAGUGGCAUUUGCAGCUUCAGGGACAGCCAGAAGCCUACCUGAUGUUUAGAUUUUGCCUUGGAGCUGAUAAUCCCGUGUAGUGUGUUAUUUAAGACAUGCUUUGGAGCUUUUUUUUGGGAAAAUGAAUGGGUUCAGGUUUUUAAUGCUACAUUGAGUUCAACAAUGGGCAUUUAGGCCUCCAACCACCACCCAGCUGGGCUCCCUUCUUAGCUGAACAUAUCAGAUCUGUUGGUGUAGGCAAUCACUUCAAUAUCCCCCAGAAAGUAUGUGUAAGUGACUGACUGAAAAGCCUAGUGCUCUGUGUAAUUACAUGUAGUAGGAUUCAGUGUUGCUGGCUGUGUGCUCUGCAACAGCUUUUGAUGGUUGCACAGCGAAACUACUUCCGGUCAAACAGGGGCCUUGACUUCAAGGCAAAGAGUAGAACACUCAGCAAGAGCUCCAGCUUAACCCUCAGCUUCCACGUUUCUAUUUCCCUCAUAGGUACUUACUUACAGUAAUGUGCAGUACAGGAACACACUCUUGAGCCUUAAGAUCAGAAGUGAGUUACAGGUUUAAUAUAUAGCUCGAGGCAUCUUGCAAUAUCCAACAAUCCAUCCCUGGGCAGAUCCUAUUAUUGAAGUGUUAGUGCAAAGGGAGAUUUGCCAAUUUAUACCAAGCUAGCUUUUGGUUUCAUUUAAAUGUGCUAAUGUAAGUAAGUUACUUAGUUACAUCCUUUGCUGACUGAAAAGAGCAACAAAGUAGCCUGGUCUGUUGGGUACAACUGGAUCACAGUAUUUGAGCAGUAAGCAUGUACUUAGUCCCCCCAACUCUUUCAGAGGAGGCUCUGUAACUUGUCUUGGUUUUUAAUAGGCUGGAUAGUGUCUAACUGUAUAAAGUGUCUUAUGAGAAAUCAAGUCAGUAGGACAGUGCAUCUUUGUAAGCUUACACUUUUACUUAAGAACCCAAUACACCAGCAUUAGUUUUGCACUCAGUGGAAUUCAGCUGUAGGAAGUUAAUUUAUAAAGUCAGUUUGCAGGUAUUUAUUUUUCUUGUAUAGAUGUGCAUAAUGGACUAUUUAAUAUUUAUUCUCAGUGACCAUGGAGCUCUAAGCAAGUUUAUUUUGGGGGUGGGGGUUCCUUAUCCACUAGUGAACUCUU